CUCUGGUGGGCGUGGAUCCGGAGCUCAGGUCUUCCUGCUCUGUUGAACACGUGGUUCGCCUUCAGUUCCUGUCGGUGUGUGGAGGCUUCCAGUCCAACCGUCACCCCCUUAUUUUCCCUCCCCGUAUUUCUGUAUAAUCGCUGGAAGGGGAGACGUUCUCCUGCUCUCUUUGUACCCCUCCUCCUCCUCCAUUUCUUCGGUCAUGACGCUGGAAGCGAUCCGCUACCGGUCCGGGUCCCUGCAGAUCCUCAACCAGCUGCUGCUGCCACACCAGACCGUCUAUGAGGACAUCCGCUCGGUGCAGAAUGCCUACCAGGCCAUCAAGUCCAUGAAGGUGCGAGGAGCUCCUGCCAUUGCCAUCGUGGGCUGCCUCAGCUUGGCCGUGGAGCUGCGGGCGGGUGCUGGGGGCGACGACCCUGUAACAUUCAUCAGGGAAUCCCUGUGUCACCUCACUUCAGCCAGGCCCACUGCUGUCAACAUGGGCAGAGCCGCCCGCGAGCUGAUGGAGUUUGCAGAGAACGAGAGCAUGGAGAAAAACUCUGAGCAGCUCAGGGAGAGUGUAAUUUCAUGGAUUGAAGACAUGCUGGAGCGUGACGUUAACGACAACCGGAAGAUCGGUAACUAUGGAGCCCAGCACAUCCUGUCCGGCGUCCCGAGGGACUCUGUGACCAUCCUCACGCACUGCAACACCGGUUCUCUGGCCACGGCCGGUUACGGCACGGCGCUGGGCGUUGUAAGAAGUCUCCAUGCUCUGGGCCGGCUGAAGCGCGUUUACUGCACAGAGACGAGGCCCUACAACCAGGGGUCCCGGCUGACUGCGUACGAGGCGGUCGCAGAGGGCAUCCCUGCUACGCUCAUCACUGACAGCAUGGCGGCACUCACCAUGAGGGAAAAGAACAUCUCAGCUGUGGUUGUUGGUGCUGACCGGGUCGUCGCAAACGGUGACACAGCCAACAAGGUGGGUACCUACCAGCUGGCCAUCGCUGCAAAGCACCAUGGGAUCCCCUUCUACGUAGCUGCACCCAGCACAUCAUGUGACUUGAGUCUUGAGAGCGGGAGAGACAUCAUCAUUGAAGUCCGACCCCCUGAGGAGCUCACCAGUAUAAACGGAGUCCCCAUCGCUGCACCAGGUGUCGAGGUGUGGAACCCGGCGUUCGACGUGACGCCUCACCAGCUCAUCACUGGAGGCAUCAUCACCGAGCUUGGGGUCUUCCUCCCGUCAGAGCUCCAGGCGGCGCUCACGGGUCGCCUCACCGCGCUCUAGAAAGCCUCCCCUCGCCUCCUGCUGGCCCUGAUGCACUACUGCACAUCCACGUCACAUGCUCUAAAGGACACUCUUGUCUUCACUGAGGGUGCACAGUUUGUGGUUUGCUUUUGUUUUAAUCAAUGCACAGUCGCUGUAACGUGUCAGUGGUGCACUGUCCAAAAAUCUUUAAUCUGCCAGCUACAAACAAACAAACAAAAAAAAAGACAGGAUUUUUCAGAGCAGGGGGUCAAAAUGUAAGCAGUCUCUUUCUUUUUAGAUUCUCGUUCAGUAAUUUUCACUUCUCACUUAUUCCCCAUCCCGCAUCUCAUUUCCCUGUUUUUUUAAAAACUCUUUUCAAUCAGGUUCUGCACGGAGCUCAGCUUGACUCAACCUAAUUCAAUUGGGCAAAGUAAAUGACUAGCUGAGGGGGGGAAAAAAUAAAGCCACACAAAAAAAAAAAAAAAAAAGGGACUAACUCCUU
This is a messenger RNA of Cyprinodon tularosa, 1727 nucleotides long. RefSeq names its product methylthioribose-1-phosphate isomerase 1 (gene mri1). Gene Ontology annotation, molecular function: S-methyl-5-thioribose-1-phosphate isomerase activity. The record is from RefSeq and is a predicted model, not a curated record. NCBI's taxonomy places the organism in Eukaryota, Metazoa, Chordata, Actinopteri, Cyprinodontiformes, Cyprinodontidae. Bases 203 to 1264 code for a protein of 353 amino acids. The transcript is spliced from 6 exons.